Blepharisma stoltei is the source of this 2480-nucleotide messenger RNA. The record is from the annotation of a GenBank genome assembly. NCBI's taxonomy places the organism in Eukaryota, Ciliophora, Heterotrichea, Heterotrichida, Blepharismidae.
AUGCAGAAGCGUAAAAUUAAUAUAGAUUUUAUAAUGGAUUUGCAAAAUAACUACAGUAGAUCUGGAAAUUCUAAUUUUCUGACGUCAAAUUAUUCAGAAUUAGGACUAGAGGCUUCUCAGGAAUCAUUAAUUGUGCAUCCUCAAAACUCUACCCCACCAAUCCAGAUUCCGUUAACAUCGUCAUCAGCAUGCCAUGUCGAUCCUCGGUUUAAAGAUAAAGUCUGAAGAGAAAACAUCUACGAGAUUAAGCAAAACGACCUAAAUUCCUAUAAUAUCCCUUCACUUACUACCCAGAAUGAGAGAACUCUUACUUAAUAGUAGGGUUUUUAGAGUAGAAUUUCAAAUAAUAAUUUUUAUGUGAGUAGAUCGAAAGCUGCUUAUUUUGGGAGCUUUCAGAAAAAAUGUCCAAAAUGCAAUCUUGGGCUUUUACCAUCCAAUAUAAAUAAUUUUCAAUUAUUCAUAUAAAGUUUGCUAUUUGAAAUUCCCACAAAAUGAGCAAGAAUAUUACUUGGGAGAGUUAAAACGAAAAAGCUUAAUAUUAUUAUUGAUUUAGAAUCAAUGAUCUAUAAGAUUCAUCCGAAAGUUUCUCACAAUCUUAAACUUAAAUUAGCAGAUGGCCGUGGCUAUAGUGAUUAUGCAGACACCAAGGACCCUUGAGCGAAGGGUUCAUCCGCUUUGCGACAUUCCUUGCCGGAAGCUUGAUCGAUUGAGAUAGCUCACUGGCAAGAAAAGCAUCAGCACCAUCUUGCUCCUUCUCCGGCCCCUGAUGCCAUGAGGUCCUGAAGUGAUGUGCGCUGAGAACGUCUCCUCCUUGCCUUAAGGAUUCAGUGUUGAGAGGGCAGGCAAGGACAUCUGCGGUCCUGCAUUGCGUUAUUGGGAAGUAGCUUGAUCUAGGGAGCAAAUCUGGAGUCUGUUGGAGUUGGGCUCCUUGCCCUCAGUCGCUAAAAAAAACAGCCUUAAUCCCUGAAGUUCCUGGUAUCUCGGUGAGUUCCACCCUUACCUUCCAAAGGAUAUCGGCUAACUCUUUCGAACUAUAGGAACUAAGACAAAACCUUCCCAAAUAUGCACAAAUCCAAUUGCGUCAAGAACUCGGGUGCAAUUAGGUCAUCGUUUUUAUGUAUAUAAAGUUUCACAAUCAAGAAACAAUACAGGCGGAAAUUAAGAGGCUAAGAAAUCAAUAUCACCAAUGCUUUAAAUCGAUUUAUUUUUCUGCUGGGAGUGUGUAUUAUAUUAUAGCUAUUCGGCACAAUUUAGACUCUUUUUUGAGAAGCCUAAAUCAAAAAGCAAUUUUACAUUUAAUUACGAAGAUUAGUGACAAUUAUUUGCAUGAAAUUCUCAAGGCAGUUGACCCAUAUUGAAAUUACUUCCAAGGUAGAGUUCAUCACUCAAAAAGUGCAGAAAGAUCACUAUCAGAGCUUGGACUUGAAUCAAAUGAUACUUUAGCUUAAAUGCAAACUUAAUAUCAAUACCGCAUCAUUUAUCAGCGCUUCCAUCUGCCAGACAUCUGCUGGCUUCAAUGCUUAAUGGUUCAAUAGCUUUUAACAUUUAGAUUUCUAACUGUCUUCCAGUUCUUGAGCCAACCAAUUUGUGUCCUUGAGGCAUCCUAAUACCCCAGUCUCAACCGCCUAGGGGUUGGUGGUCUCUUUUUCCUAAAGACAGGAGUCUUACGAGGCAAAAAUAAUCAGAUAAAUUCACUGGCUGGAGCUUGACCAAAAGAGGAUUUUUAGCUCUGGAUUAUUGAAAACCCAAUGAAGUCAUAUUUUUUAAUUCUGAUCCAAAUGAUACACUAAUUAUUGAUACUAAUAUAGGACACUGGAGAAUGGAAGAUCAAGGUAAUGUUAUCCAAAGCAUGAAAUAUAUUCCUUGUCCUCAAGAGCACAGUGAAUAUGAAAAUUCAAGUAAAUAUCAAGAGCUGGUUAAGUCCUACACUUACUUUAAAGGACUAACUGUAGUUGAUGAAAAAAAAUUAUUUAUUGACAAAGAAGAUCAGUUUCCGUGCAUACUUAAAAUUGUGAGUAAAAUUCACAAGGCCAGAUUCUUGUGAUUUUACACCAAGGGAGUUUCAGAGCUUUUUCAAAUUUUGAAAAGCCAAGUUCUCAAAGGAAAAAGCAUUUUUUUCCUAACUCCUAAGGGUAAGAAACUAUUUUUUGUUCAUUCACAACAGUAUUAAUUUGUGUUAAUAAUUUCCAGAAAGGAUUUACUUUUGAAUUAUUUUAAAUUUAAAAUUUAGCAUAAUUUUUAAUAAAAAUUAUUGCUUUAUAAAAUUUUCAUGCUCAACCGCAGGGGGAAUAUGUGGAAAUGAAGAAGCCAUAGAUGUUAAAAUAGAAGUUUAUCGUGCAAUUGUUGAAAGUCUCGGUGGAACUGUAAUAGGCUCAAGCUGUGAAGCAGAUUAUAUAAUUUCAGACGAAAAUGCAUCUACAAUUCCUGGCAAAUUCAAGAAAUCGGAAUGGUUAAUUUCAAAAUUUUUCAAGUUAAUCUAA